AUGUUUUUCUUCAAUUUACGCAGGAAAAAAUCGGGGAAAUCAAAUAGCACAAGGAGGAAGAAGCAAAAAGAAGAGACAGAGUCAGAUACAGAAGAAGAGACAGAGGCAGAUACAGAAGAAGAGACAGAGGCAGAUACGGAAGAAGAGACAGAGGCAGAUAGAGAAGAAGAGGAAGAUUCAGGUACAGAAGAAGUGGAAGAUUCAGAUGCAGAAGAAGAGGGAGAUUCAAAUGCAGAAGAAGAGGGAGAUUCAGAUGAGGAAGAAGAGGAGGAAUCAGAUGCAGAAGAUGGUGGGCUGAGGAGGGCUAGAAAAAGAGACCAUUGGAGGAAACGCAAGGGCGCUCCAAAUGUCAAUGCUGGGAGGACGAAAAAGAACGAUGACAAGGGUGCGAAAGGCUCUAGUAAGGGUGGUAAAGAACAGGCCAAAGGGGUGAUUAAGACAAAAAGGCCUGCUAAGAAUGUAUCACGGGCUGAGCGAAUAAGAGCUGUCAAGUUAGCUUCUGUAGCUAUGAAGAGAAAAUCAGUGAAGAAAGCUAAAGUGAAGUCGAGACAGGAUGUUUAG
Molecule: messenger RNA, 561 nt
Organism: Aegilops tauschii subsp. strangulata
Lineage: Eukaryota; Viridiplantae; Streptophyta; Magnoliopsida; Poales; Poaceae
Source: RefSeq, a predicted model, not a curated record